CUUUAAUCACCUCCUGCUGUACAUGUCCGUCGGUUUGACAAGGUGGAAAAAUUGAGAAAGUUGUCCGCUAGCGGGAGUCCGCUCUGAAGUCAACAAACAUCUGUGGAAAAAAACUAGCGCCAGCUGGAAAACGUCUGCUCCUCCGAUCCCAAGAUUUUGUCUGCGUGAUAAUAGUAUUUCUUCUAGAUUAGCAUUUGCUGAUGAUGAUGCUGGGCCAUGUGCUCAUCUGCCCUGGUGAAACACAUCGAUAGAUAUGAGUAAAGAGCAUGCACGGAUCGAAAUGGACCUGGCAUUUGGAUCAACAAAGCCUUAUGGGUCCACAAGAAGUAUUGUAAGGAGAAUAGCAACUAGUCUUCCCAUCAAACCCUGUCCCAGGGUUCAUUUUCAGCUUUAUCCAUACACUGAGGAUGCUGGUGUCCUGAUUGGCAACACGAGACAGAACAACCUGGUGGCCUCUCUGGCUGAUAUUGCCUGGCUUGACAAGGAUGAUGAUGACGACGACGAAGAUUACUUUGGCAGACCCAGGUCAGGGAUCCCACAAGGACUUGCAUUUCGAGCCCACCAUCCUCAGAGAAAACCCCCAACCCGCCGGAGGUCACUACCCAGCCUACAUCAGGGAGCUCCGGACCCCCAGGGGCCAACAGUUGCAAAUGAUGAGGCCAUUCAGAAGAUCAGCGCACUGGAGACUGAACUUGCAAAACUCAGAGCUCAGAUAGCACAAAUCGUACUGGCUCAGGAAAAGAACACACAGCCAGCAGCUGCUAACACAGGGACAUCUCCUGCUCCCCCUCCUCCUGCUCCACCUCUUCCUCCUCCUCCUCCUCCUCCUCCACCACCACCCCCAAAUCUACAGCGGACAUUUUCAGCCAUUGAUUUGAUUAAAGAGCGCAGGGGGAAGAAGACAGACGGCCAGACAGCUUUGGAUUCAAGGCCAGCAGAAAUACCCAACAUGCUUGAUGUCCUGAAGGACAUGAGCAAAGUCAAGUUGCGAUCAGUUAAAAGUCGUCCAGUGGAAGAUGAUGCCAAAGUGAAGCCCAGUGAGCCGGCAGACGCUGCAGCUCUUAUCGCUGAAGCCUUGAAACGCAAGUUCGCUCAUCGCUAUCGAAACAACAGCGAACACGAUGACGUGGAAGAUUUCAAACUUCCUGUCCCAGAUGUGAAACCUCAAACUGAAACCCCUCUGUUUGGCCAGCACAUGUUGAGGGCAACUGGAAAAAGAAAGCUGCUCUGAACAGGUGGAUCUGAGCUCCAAGUCCAGAUGUUCUGUGGACACUUUAAAGUGCCUUAUUGACCUUUCAGUACCAGCUGUUUCUGUGGAAGGACAAGGGAUUUAGACUAGGGAGUUAGACUUGCUGUGCCAAGUAUCAGUCAUCUCAUAGUGUUGCUUCUGGUCAUCAUCCUGACCAUCUGUUUUUGCACUUUUAUAACUUAUAUUAGCUUUCUCUUUUACAAACAGAUUUUUUGUUUGUUUGUUUAACAGAAUGUCUUUUGUUUUUGUGUUUGAGAGUCAAGAUUUCUCACAGUUUGGUGUGAACAUGCAUGUUGAACACUACAGAAUGAUAAAAUGUUAGUUUUAUUUUUCAAUUAUUAGGUUUUCAUUUAACUGGUUGCACAUAGUUGAUCAGUUAUGCAUUCCCAUUUUUGAGGGUGUAUAAAAGCUUCUACUGCAGGAGAAAGGAGCACUUUCUGGAAUAUUGUGCUGUAAUUUUAUAUACAUGUAGACUAAUUUAUAAUUGGGAUCUAUGUAUUUAUGUUGUGGUUAAAGUAGAUAAUUUAGUUUUAACAAUUAAUUUUGUCCUAGACGUGACUGUUAUUAAUACCAGUUGUUUUCAGUCAAGUUUCAGUGUGACGUUUGAACAGAUUUUAUCUGCUGCCUGUGGAAGUUGCAUCACAUUUGCUCGUCUUGCCAAGGCUUGUAUGGUUCAAAUAUGUGCAUUACAAUUUUUAGUUUAUAUUUCUCUGAAUGAUUCACCUUUAAGAACCAAAGACAUUCCAUUUAUACCCUUCAAAAUUCUGCCAAAUUAUUCUUUUAUGUGUCCUUUUCCCUUUCUUAUUUCCCAGUUAAAAUUAUGCUUAAAUAUUUAGGAGAAUUAUGUUCCUUUUAAAGUUUCUAGUUGUAGAUAAUUAACGGUACAGGUACAUAUGCAGUGUUAUGUUGCUUUAUCGGUGCCUACCUCUGGUGACAAGAGCUGCCUUUUAUUGAGAAACACUCUCCUAAAACACUAUUCACUAAAGAAAAUACUGCAUUGUUGUAGUUCCAGUCUGUAUUGAUGGCAUAAUGGGUCCUAAGGUACUCACAGUCAUCAGUAUCCCAAAGGUAUAAAUUAUGCUUUCAAGCCAGUAAUCAUCCCAUUUUUGUGCCUCUGUUUUGAAAUGUGACACUUGCUGAGUCACGAGGUUUUAGGCAGUAUUUUGGUCAGAGUUAUUGAUUGCACAUUGUUACCGUUUCUGAUCACUGUCCAUACCAUUGUAGUUGCUGCUUCAAGUCAACUCGAUUACCUUUUAUAAGGGAAGGUGGACUGGGUGUGCCAGUAGUAAGUGACUUAAAUUACAGUUCAAUAUUUUGUAGAAGAGUUCUUUUAAAUAUAAAUUAACUUAAAAUUGUCAAAUCUCUAAAUAAAAGUUCUCUCUUGA
Amphiprion ocellaris (clown anemonefish) is the source of this 2634-nucleotide messenger RNA. It is a transcript of the gene mtfr1, whose product is annotated as mitochondrial fission regulator 1. Gene Ontology annotation, biological process: mitochondrial fission; aerobic respiration. The coding region runs from base 254 to 1231 and encodes 325 amino acids. The record is from RefSeq and is a predicted model, not a curated record. NCBI's taxonomy places the organism in Eukaryota, Metazoa, Chordata, Actinopteri, Pomacentridae. The transcript has 9 exons. Gene Ontology annotation, cellular component: mitochondrion.